Molecule: messenger RNA, 1944 nt
Organism: Dictyostelium purpureum
Lineage: Eukaryota; Evosea; Eumycetozoa; Dictyosteliales; Dictyosteliaceae
Exons: 3
Coding region: 1-1944 (647 amino acids)
Source: RefSeq, a predicted model, not a curated record
AUGAGUGUCUUCAAAAUUUUAUCAAGUUUCUUUGGUUUUAGAAAUGUAGAAAAAGAAAAAGAAGUUUCAGAUAAUAGCGAGUUUAUAAAAACAUCAGAUCUAUUUGAACAAACAUAUUAUCACUUUUAUAAUAAUAUUUUUUUCAUUGAUGAUGUUUUUCAAGAGUUAUCAAAAGAAGAAUCAUUUGGAACAAAGAAACAAUUUUUUUUUAAUUUAAUUACUCUUAAAAGACACCUUUUAUUAGAAGAGUUAAACGGUGACGCAGUUAUCGAAUUAUUAUCAAAUAUUUUAGAUCAUUUUAAAUUUAAAAAUAAUAUACCAUCAUUAAAAUUGUUUAUUCAUGAAGUUUACAAUUACUUAUAUUUCAACAAAAGUAUUCCUUUUAGCGAAGGAAUUUUUAAAUCUAUUCUCGAUGGUUAUUUUGAUAGUUUUAUUUACGACUGCUUGGUAGAGUUUAAUAGAAAUGUUCAUAAAGGAAAAGAGGCUUAUGGAGGAGAUUCAAAUGCAAAUCAACUUGAUAAUAUAUUUAAACAAUUUCAAGCUUUUUGUGAUGCUAUUAAAAGAGAGUUACCAGAACCAUUAAUCACCAGGGUAUCAAGAAUUAAAAAUAGAAAUGGGUUAAACUUUGGUGAUAUUGAUGUUUAUUUUUUCGAUAUACCAUCAAAAAUUUUCUUUUAUGUUGAUGAUGGCAAUCAAAAAAAAUUAAUUAGAAAUGAACUAAUAAAUUCGAAAAAUAAUGAAAAUAAUAGAAACGAAGACAAUGACGAUCAAAGUGAAAAUGGAGGCAAUUCUAUUCAUAUCGAUAGUGACGAGGAGCCCAGAGAUAAAUCACCAACUCAACAAUCAUCAGGAUGGGUAAAUAAAAAAAAACCAACUACAACAACAACCACAUCAUCAACAUCAACAUCAACAUCUACUAAAGUAUCAUCAAAAUCAGCAAAUAAAAGAAAAGAAGAGCCAGAAUCAGAAUCUGAUAUUGAUUAUAAUGAUGGUUUUGAAAGUGCAUUUCAAGAUGACAAACCAAACAAUGAAUCUGAAUCAAAUGUCGAAUCAGAUUCCGAACCAUCAGGAAGUGAAUCAGAAGACUCAUAUUAUGAAGACGAUUCCGAUUUUUCAGAAAAACUCGAGCCAUCGGGUGCAGGUAAAUGGGACGAAGCUGAGUGUAAUAGAUUGGCAAGAGGCCUAUUAGUAUUUGGACCAAGAUGGACCAAAAUUUCAAAUACAUUCCUUAGAGGUAUAAGAAGUGAAACCCAAAUCAAAGACAAAUUAAAGUCAAGGAGCCAUGAAACUUUUAUAAAGGAAUACCUAACCCCUAGUCAAACUAAAAAGUGUCUUAAACUUAAAAGUAAACUUGAUAAUCAAAAAAAUUUGAAGUCGAAAAAUAAGGAUGAAAUACUUAAAAAAAAGAACAGAGAAAAAAAAAGAAGAUCAAGAGAGAACAUAAAGAAAAGAAAAGAAGAAGAGUUAGCUAAAGAAGAAAGAAAGAAGAAAGAAAGUGAAAAUGAAAAGAAGAGAAGAGAAGAAAGAAAGAAAAGAGAAAGAGAAAGAGAAAGAGAGGAAGAAUCAAGUGAUGAAAAUGCAGAAGAUGAAAGUAAUGAUGACGAAGAAGACAUUAUUAAAAGUGAUGAGGAUGUAAUGAUAUCAAAAAGAAAAGAAAAAAAAAGAAAAGUAGAAACAAGUGAUAAAGAAAAAAGAAAAAAAAAAAAGCAUAAAAAGUCAAAUGAAUCUGAUAUUGAAACUGAUGAAUCUGACCAAGAGGAAGAUCAAGAGGAAUAUAUAAAUAAAAAGAAGCAUGACAAAAAAAAGAAACAUAGAAAGAGUAAAAAAAAUGAAGACGUAAUUUCCAUAUCAGAUAGCGAAGAAACCAACAAUAGCGAAGAAACCAACGAUAGCGAAACAGAUUAUGAAAAAUCAUCAAAAAAGAAAUCAAAAAAAAAUAAAUAA